Messenger RNA from Ruditapes philippinarum (Manila clam), 3981 nucleotides. RefSeq names its product integrin alpha-6-like. The coding region runs from base 169 to 3981 and encodes 1270 amino acids. NCBI's taxonomy places the organism in Eukaryota, Metazoa, Mollusca, Bivalvia, Venerida, Veneridae. Gene Ontology annotation, molecular function: integrin binding. Gene Ontology annotation, biological process: cell adhesion mediated by integrin; cell-matrix adhesion; cell-cell adhesion. The transcript has 27 exons. Gene Ontology annotation, cellular component: external side of plasma membrane; integrin complex. The record is from RefSeq and is a predicted model, not a curated record.
GUGUUUUCUGUUGAAAGGACAAUAUGUCAAGUGUCGUUUGAAUAGAUGAAAUUAGUUUUGUGAACUUAUAUUUUCCUUGUUAUUAUCUUUUUUGGUACUUAAACUACGAUUUAGCAAGUGUUUUUUCAGGGUUUUAAGAUGCGACACUAAAUUGUCACCAAACAGAUAAUGGCGGAGUGUCCCAAGAAAAAUUUAUUACACACCUGUGGAAUCUUAUGUAUACAUUUAGUGACAGUUUUAGGAUUUAAUUUAGACACUGUUAUUCCAGUGGUUAAAGAAGGACCGGAUAAUAGUUAUUUUGGAUUUUCUGUCGCACAACAUCAGGAAUUGAAGAGAAUACCAGGAACGCAAAAUUUCGAUAAAAGUACUGUUAUUGGAAAUUACAUUGUAGUUGGUGCUCCAAAUUUAGAUCUUCAAUUUUCCAACGAGAAUUAUACAGGCGGUGUAUAUAAAUGUAACGCACUUUCACCGAAGAGAAACGACUGUGAACUCCUGCUCAAAAAUGAAUACAGUCCAUCAUCUACAGUAGAUAACGGAAGGAACAAUCAAUGGCUUGGUGUGGUUGUAAGAAGUGGUGGCCCUGGAAAAGGAGUUGUGGCUUGUGCCCACCGGUACAAGGAGCUGAAGCAGACACGGAACAGUGUGAAAAUCUAUGGUAUUGGAUCAUGUUACCUAAUGACCCAGGAUUUACAGUUUAAUCUAAAUUUAGCCCAGGGGAGGCUUCUAAAACCAUGUCAGCUUUUUCCUAAAGGUCAAGAACAUGAAGAAUAUGCCUUCUGUCAGUCUGGAAUUAGUGCCUUUAUCACCGAGGAAGAAAGACUAAUAGUGGGAUCUCCUGGUGCGAUAAACUGGCGUGGAAUGUUGACGGAAGUUGAUGUUUCUCCGCAGUUUGGUAUCAAGAAAGUGUACCAUUCUCCAACAUUAGACAGUGACGUCAUUAAACCUCCUGUGCCUCUUUUUUCAUAUCUUGGCUUUGCUGUGACGGGCGGAAAGUUUGACAACACCGGAAGGACUUACUACGUGGCCGGUGCACCGAGGAGUCAAAACACGGGUCAGGUUAUCUUGUUCACAGAAAUGCGGAGCGGAAAUAUUCUGAGAUAUGAAGACUCAAAGAUACUGUCGGGAGAUUUACCUUUCUCCGGAUAUGGGCAAGACCUGAUAGCCUUAGAUAUAAACAAUGAUGGAUAUGAUGAUUUGGUAGUAGGAUGUCCAUUUUACUACGAGAAAGAAAAGGACAGAAUGGGCGGAGCCGUGUAUGUUUACAUAGGAAAUGGAGACAUGAUUACCAGUUUAACUAAGAAGCAGGUUAUUAAAGGGCGCAGUAUGAGUCAGGAAGAGUGUGAUUCCUUGCUGUGUUUACAUGCUAGAUUUGGAUUCAGUUUAGCAACUGCUGGUGAUCUAAAUAGAGACAAUUUUGGAGAUUUUGCUGUGGGUGCUCCAUAUGAAGGGCAAGGUGCUGUAUAUAUAUUCCAUGGAUCUGCUGAUGGGGUCAAGGAAGCUUAUUCUCAGAGAAUCUAUGCUGGUGAUUUGUCAGACACUACAGGAUGGAAUACAUUUGGUUAUUCUCUGUCUGGAGGCAUGGAUCUUGACAAUAAUGACUACCCUGAUCUCCUUGUAGGCAGCUACAUACAAAAUAAGGUGGCUUUAUUGAGAACAAGACCUAUAAUCAUUCUCCACUCGAAAGUUAAUGUGAGCCCAAACAAGCUUAACAUGAGCACCGAUGAGCAGAAAACAUGUGAACAUGACGGCAAAAUGGUGUAUUGCGUAGAGGUGAAACUGUGUCUCCGUUAUACGGCUGAACCUGUGGAGAAAUUCGAAGCUUCGGAUGAUAUUUUAUACACCAUCAUAGCUGAACCAGGCAAACUCAGUCCACGAGUCGAGUUUAUGAAAGACGGCAAUAAGACGCAGGAAGUAAAAGACACGUUUAUGCUCUUGCCACAAAGAAUUACGGGCCUGUCAGCAGACGAUCCUGACGCUAUGUUUGCUUGUAUUUCUCAUACAGCUUAUCUCAAGACUCCAAUAAUUGAUGUUUUGUCGGCCAUCGAAUUUGGCAUAAACUUUGCACUACCAGAGAAAGAUCCCCCAGUGGCAUCAUCUGCAGAUGUUCUCCCAGAUAUCAAUGAAUUUCCAAUACUUGAUGCAGGAAUAAAUUCUGUCGAAAAUCAAACGGUUAUGACCAAGGUGGAGUUUCUAAAAAAUUGUGGUGUUGACCAAAUUUGCAACAGUAAUUUACAAAUGAAAGUGUCACCAAAACUGAGGAAAGAUGAAGAUGGCAACCUAGUUUUGGAGAUUUGGAGAUCCGAUAGUGUCCGGGUACAAGUGUAUAUAGAAAACAUUGGGGAGAUUGCGUACCAGACCGAGUUUUACCUGUCUAAACCAAAGAGUCUUACCUGGCAGCAGUCCGAGCCCAAAGACAUAGGCUGUGAUGUUUACAAUGACACUUUAAUCAAGUGUCAGAGUAUUGGAAGCAAGGACAGUGGGAAUCCAUUAAAAGCAGGGGCAGUAACUGUGUUCGCAUUACUUUUCCAAGUUGACAGGAAAGCUAUAGCAACUGUAAGGUCCAUUCAGCUGACCGCAUGGGUCGAUACAACAAGUAUAGAAGUAACACCAGCUGCUGACAAAGUUGUAAUACCUAUUGUAGUUUAUGUAAAUGCUGAUUUACAAGUGUUUGGAAUUGCAGAACCUGACAGUGCCAUCUUCUCGUGUAAUGUUCGCGAAGACAGUGCUAUUAAAAACGAGGUUAUAAUUGGAAAAUCAGUGAAACAUACUUAUACAAUUUACAACAAUGGUCCAGACAGUGUAGAAUCAUCUGAGAUCACGAUUUUAUGGCCAUACGAGACAGCUAGUAAAUAUCCUCAUGGUAAACAUCUCCUGUAUCUAAUGAAGCCACCACAGGUUCUUAAUGGAGGUGAUGCCACGUGUUAUGAUCGACCCGAUAUUGUCAAUGUUAAAGGUGUAGCGGUUGAAAGUAGUGGGCCAGAAGAUACAGUAAAUAAUGGUCAGCGUAGAAAACGACAGGCAGAUACGUCAGAUGAAAGACCUAUGGAGAUACGGGAGAAUGAACCAAAGGUCGGAGAAGUUAACGUUGUUCUUUUUGAAUGUGCCAAGGACCGGGCAAAAUGUUACAAGAUCAGAUGUAAGAUUGGUAUACUGAAUUCAGGUCAAUCAGUGAAAAUACAAAUCAGAGCCAGACUCUGGGAAAACACAUUAAUAGAAGAUUAUUCUGAUGUAGACGAAGUACAUAUUAAAUCAACUGGUACUAUUCAUAUACGUCAAGAGAUGAAUGUGGUACAAAGUAACAUACAAAAUGAUGAAUAUCAGGCAACAACUAUAGUUAUUCCAAGCUUAAUUACAUGUAUUGUUAAAGAGAAGCCACUGGCAUGGUGGAUAUAUGCUCUUUCUGUGCUUGGGGGUCUUUUUGGAGGUCUUUUUGUCCUUAUUUUACUUACCUUAUGUUUGUGGAAGUGUGGAUUUUUUAAGAGGAAAAGAUAUAAUGAAGUGUCUUCUUACAAGACUAAGAAGGAUGAUAUAGAUAACCCCUUAUGUAAGACUAAGGUAGAGACUCAGAAGGAGGAUAUAGAUAAUCCCUUUCAUAACACUCAGGUAGAGACAAAGAAGGAGGAUAUAGAUAAUCCCUUAUAUAAGACUAUAGUAGAGACUAAGGAGGAUAUAGAUAAUCCCUUGUAUAAGACUAUAGUAGAGACUAAGGAGGAUAUAGAUAAUCCAUUAUAUAAGACUAUGGUGGAGACUAAGAAGGAGGAUAUAGAUAAUUCCUUACAUAACACUAAAGUAGAGAUUAAGAAGGAGGAUAUAGAUAAUCCCUUAUAUAAGACUAUGGUAGAGACUAAGGAGUAUAUAGAUAAUCCCUUGUAUAAGACUAUGGUAGAGACUAAGAAGGAGGAUAUAGAUAAUUCCUUACAUAACACUCAAGUAGAGCCUGAGAAGGAGGAUAUAGAAAAUCCCUACAUGACACUACCGUAG